UCCCGGCGUGACCUCGGGGUGCGCUGGUCUGGAGCGGCGAGCGGGCGGAUUUAUGUGCCGGGAGUGGGGCCGAGCUGGACGGCAGCGGCGGCUGGCGGGGCCGACGCGGGCAUCAUGGGUGUGAUAAGUGUACAGUUGGUGGUUACCAUGGUAAUGGCUAGUGUCAUACAGAAGAUCAUACCUCACUAUUCUCUUGCUCGUUGGCUUCUCUGUAGUGGCAGCUUACGGUGGUAUCAACAUCCCACUGAAGAAGAACUGCGGAUUCUUGCAGGGAAGCAAAGAGGAAAAAGUAAAAAAGAUAGAAAAUAUAAUGGUCAUAUUGAAAACAAACCCUUAACCAUUCCAAAAGAUAUUGAUCUUCAUCUGGAAACAAAAUCUGUAACAGAAAGGGACACUGUUGCAUUGCAUUACUUUCCAGAAUAUCAGUGGUUGGUGGAUUUCACUGUUGCAGCUACAGUAGUGUAUGUGGUGACAGAAGCCUAUUACAGCAUUAUGAAGCCCUCACAAGAAAUGAAUAUCAGCAUAGUGUGGUGUCUGCUUGUCUUGGCUUUUGCAGUUAAGGUACUGUUUUCAUUGACUACUCACUAUUUCAAAGUUGAGGAUGGAGGUGAAAGAUCAGUCUGUGUCACCUUUGGUUUUUUCUUCUUUGUGAAAGCCAUGGCAAUACUUAUUGUGACAGAAAACUAUCUAGAGUUUGGAUUGGAAUCAGGAUUCUCAAAUUUCUCAGAAAGUGCUAUGCAGUUUCUUGAAAAACAAGGUUUGGAAUCCCAGGGUCCUGUGUCUAAACUAACCUUCAAAUUGUUCCUGGCUGUUCUGUGUUCACUUAUUGGUGCUUUUUUGACAUUCCCUGGCUUGCGACUGGCUCAAAUGCAUCUGGAUGCUCUGAAUUUAGCAACAGAAAAAAUAACACAAACAUUGCUACAUAUAAACUUCUUGGCACCUUUAUUUAUGGUUCUGCUGUGGGUAAAACCAAUCACUAAGGACUACAUUAUGAGCCCACCAUUGGGCAAAGAGAGCAUUCCUUUAAUGUCAGAAGAUACAUUUGAUACCAUCAGAUUGUGGAUUAUAAUCCUAUUGUGUGUUUUACGGUUGGCUAUGAUGCGUCAUCAUUUACAGGCCUAUCUGAAUUUAGCCCAGAAAAGUGUGGAUCAGAUGAAAAAGGAAGCUGGUAGAAUAAGUAUGGUUGAUUUACAGAAAAUGGUGGCUCGAGUAUUCUAUUAUCUCUGUGUAAUUGCACUGCAGUAUGUUGCACCAUUGGUAAUGCUUCUUCACACAACUCUGCUCUUGAAAACACUAGGUAAUUAUUCUUGGGGCAUCUACCCAGGAUUGAAUUCCGACACUUCAGUAGAAAACAGCCUGCUUCCCAAUUCUGUUUAUUCUGAGUCUCCACCUGCUGAUGGAAAGAAGAAAGUAACUGUAGUACAAAUAACAAUGGCUUUGGGAAGCCUAAAGAAUAUUUUCACUCCUCUCCUGUUCCGGGGACUCCUGUCUUUCCUCACUUGGUGGAUUGCUGCUUGCCUUUUUUCUACAAGCCUUUUUGGUCUCUUCUAUCACCAGUACCUGACUGUGGCAUGAACAAGUCAACUGACAGAGCAAAUGUGAGGUGAGAUUGUAGAUACAAACCCAGGUACCCAAGAGGAGAUGAAGGGAAAACUAUAUAUGUGAAGAGAAAACAUAUCAUAAUUAUUUUUACAGACUUCCUUGGUGUUCUCAGGGUGAAUAAUCUUAAAAUGUUUAAAAUUGCAACUGGGUUUGUUAUUUUUGUUUACCCAAAUGUUAGGAAAAUAAUUCAGUUAUAGUCGUGGGACUGACUGACAUUAUUGUGUUGUUGAUGGUGGUAAGCAUGCUGAAAAGAUGUGACCUCUGAGUACCUUGGUUUCCAUAAACAGCAAGCCAAACUCAAAAAUUUGUUUUUUAGGCAUCAACAGUCACUGUCUGAACUGCAUUUUAAGGGUACUGGACAUAGUGACGGUGGCUAUUGAUUAAGCUGCCUAUUGACUAAGUCUUGAAACUGAGCCAUACAAGUGAAAGGAGAGAGAGGGGAUUUAAAAAAAAUUCUGUUGGACAGCUAUUGAUCACUUUUCUCCUUGGAAAAUUAAAAAAAAUCCAACAGGACAAAAGAGAUACUGUAUAUUACAGUAGGGAAAGUUGUAUAAAAUAUAAAUUUAACAGGAGCCGAUGUGUGUACCUGACAGGUAUUGCUGCCUACAUAUUUUGCAGGAGUGCUUGUGCAGUAAGAAGAGAGUUAUAGCAAAUAUAUUAUUUCAGUCCCUGCAGUCAUUUUGAAGUAAUGGCCAUCUGUAUUGGUGCUAGUAUUGAUCCACACAUUGUGUCUGGAUCUUUUAAAUUUCUUCUUUUGAGGUCAUAGAUAAAUUCCAUUGAAUUUACAAAAGAACAGAAAAUAAUUAGUGACACCAGUCAAACAUUUCAAAACAAAACAGUUUAAUCCUGCUGACUAAUACUGUAUGUAUAUAUGUAAUGUACAUGUAUAUUAUAUAUCAAAUAUAUAAUAUAUAUGAAGGUAUGAAAUAUGGAAUCUUUAUUUUAAAUUCCUGAAUGUAUCUUACAGUGCUAUGGGAGAGGGGUGUAUGUGUAUCUAAUAAUUUCAAGAUUCCCUUUUGAAAUUAAACAUUUAAUUUUUUCUUUUUUUUCUUUUUUUUUUUUCUUUCUGAGUUCAGUUGAAAGGGCUAUUUGGUUUUUGUGCCUCUUUAGAGGUACUUAGCUAUACUAAAGAACAUACACUGUCUUGGAAGUAAAGAUCUACUUAAACUGUUAAUCUUAAAAUUUCUGUUCUGUCAAAUCAUCAUCUUCUGCCACUUUAAUCUGUGCUAACUUGACUACAUAAUGAUAAUUACUAUAUCUUGGCUUCAUAGAUUUUCCGUAUAAUAAAACAGCUAUGUAAUAAGAAAAAUAUCAAAGUAUUAACGUUACAAUUUUUGCUUAACUGGAUAGAUAGAUUCCAGUCAUAAAAUUAUUUACAGUUUUUCAAGUGUUUUGUGUAUUUGCAAAACAGGAAUGGGGAUUUAUAUUCAGUAGCUUUUUUAAACAGUUAAUAUUAAACUUCACAGCGUCAGUGGGUUUUUUUUUUUUGCUAAUACUAGUUGUUUUUAUGUUACUGUUCUUUUUCUCUUGAAUUUGUGUACAGCUUUGCAUAUAAUAAGCAUUUAUAAAUGGAAAAGCUUAACUAAAUUUUUAAUAUGUAGCAAACCUACCAUAUGGGAGAACAAACUCAAUGAAUGCAGAAAAUCAAGAUUUUAAGCUGGUGAUAAACUAUCUUGCUGUGUUGAAAACCUUUUAAGUUAUUUAUUAGUUUAUUAAGUUGCAUUUAUUGGAGAAAGAUUUGUGUACACCAGCCUAGUACCUAUUGCAUGUGUUUGGGAUGUCUGAGAACACCUUGCAUGAUGCUACUGGUUUCAUUGCAGUAUUUCAGUGUGACUGGGACUGCAAGCUUUGUUGUUUUCACACCAACUUUUUGUAAUAGGGACAAUGGCUUAACUGUGAAUUGGCUUAAAGAAUAAUAUUUAACCUCAUAGUUUCAAAUUUCAGGCAUUCCGUGGAAGUAUUUUUCAGAUUAAUAAUUGAAUGACAGAAUAUGACAGGUCGAACAAUACUGCACCCAUUUUCAUACUAGCUCAAGAUAUAUCAUUACUACAAGAUACAUCAUUGCUAACGGAAUUAGUAAGGCCAGCUUUUAGGUUGGAGUUAGGGUGUUCAAUGCCAAUCUUUUGCUCUGAAAAAUAAAACAAUGCAAAACAGUUUGCUUCUGAUAGUGAACUUGCCUGAUGAAGCUCACUAUAUAGGAGAUGUAACCUGUUGUUGAAAUCUGAAGGAUUAAAUUUUGGAUACUUCAGAAUACUUCAAAAUAAUGUUAAGCAACAGUUUUUGCUGGCAUAGUCAUUCUGAAAGCUUAUAAGUAAAAGUGAACUGUAGUUACAUAAUAGUGCAUUCAGCAAAAGUAAUAAGGAUCAUGUAGCUGAACUUCACAAAGCUUUUGCUAAGAGCUCAUGCUGAUUUACUGUUCAGACAUCACACUGAUCACAGUGAAAAAUAAGCACCUAGUGUUGCAAACAUGAAGUUCAGUGCUUCAGACCAUUGUUCUGCAGAAUUGAAUGGUUGGCCUUCUGCUCAGCAGUGAGUGGGAGAUGGUCUUUCUUUGGAUCCAUUUAAUCCUGACAUGAGUCCAGAAGGCUUAUGAAAAAUUAAAAUAUGGUAAUAAAAGCCUUUGAAAUGUGGUGACAAUGAAACCAGAGGGACCAUAUUGCUGAGGUUGUGAGCAGUGCUUCUGGCAAGUAUGUGAUACGAUCAAAAAUAUGUUUUAAAGUAAAGCAGCAACCCUGAUAGUCCUGACUUCCAUAUAUAUUGUGUAAGGUUCAAAGGAAUAUCUGCUUACUUCUGUAGUAAGUUCCUUUGCAGCUGGGAAGUGCUUUGUUUGUUUCAUGGAGACCUUUAUCAGCACCUGGUGAUGGGGGGAAAACAUCCUGCAGAAAUGGAAAAGCAGUAAAAUGUGACUGAAAGGUAGGUAGGUGCUACUCAGGUUUCUUAAACAUUUUGUCUUGCUUUUUGCCCACUACUUAAUAAAAAAAUUGUAGAAUGGUUUGUGUUAGAAUGGAUCUGGAAUGGAUCGCUUUUCACAGACCAGGUUGCUCCAAGCCCCUCAAACAUGGCCUUGAACACAUCCAGAGAUGGGCAGCCACAGCUUCUCUGGGUAACCGUAUCUAGUGCCUCACCACCUUCACAGGCAAGAGUGUCCAUCUAACACCUAAUCUAAAUCUCCCCUCUUCCAGUUUAGAAGUGUUCCCAUUUGUCCUGUCACUCCCUGCCUGUGCAAAAAGUCAUUCUCCCUCCUUUUUAUAAGCCCCCUUUAAGUACUUGGAAGCCACAGUGAGAUCUCCCUUAGUUUCUGAGAGAUUUUAGAAGGAAAUGUUCCUUCGGCAAAGAAUCCAUGUCUGUUUCUUUCUUCUUAAAUUCAGAUCUCCCUUCCUUUCUUGGUGAUGUGACUUCUAUUGCCGAUCUACAGCGCUGUCCCUACAUUCCCUUCUCAGAACCAAGUAGGCUAAAUUUGUUCAAGAUUGUAUUUUGACUUGUGUUUAGUUUAAAUGUAUCUGUUUUUGAAGGAUUAGUUCCUUUAAAUAGUUUAAAUAACUUAAAAUUCCAUCUGAAAUAUGAACAAACUUGUUAACAUUUGUUUAAAGUGUGCACUUUUAUUAUGUGGAUCCCUUUAGACAAAGGGUUAAGACAGUGAAAAAUCCAAGUCUUCCAGCAAUGGAGGUCCAGUCAUAACACUUGGGCUAUUUCUGAGCUAAGAGAAGUUGAUUAAGAAUAGGAGAAUAGAUUAUAGAAAGCCUGUUCUUACACUUGGUAGGUGACAUUUUCAGGCUGCACUUGUCCUCUUUUAAUUCCUUCUCAAGCUAUAGGUUGUACCAGUUUCUGAGGUUUUGUUAGCUGUGCAGUCUUUCCCUCUUCCAGAAUUCUCUUGCAUAAAGGAUCCACAGAUUAAAUAGUAGCAUCAGUACAAGAGAACAUCCUUGUACAGAGGAUACUUACAGAAAGUUAAUUUCUGUUGCAGUUCUUCUCCUCAUUUGGAUCACAAGUACUUCAAGGUGUUUAAACAGUGAUAUGUUCUUCCCUGGAUUGUAAAGUCAAAUUUGUCUUAAGAACAAAAAUGCUACCAAGACAUCAACACAACAUGUAGGCGGCAUAACUCACUCUAUGUAGUGGUUAGCAAGUAUGGAAAUUUCAGCUAACUUUCAAGAAACAAUUCAAAGUGCUGUGCUUCAUUACAGUAACUACACCUAAGUGGUAAUAGGCAUUUUGAAUAUAUCAAAUAGAAAAUUGAACACAUCUGAUCUUAAAGCUGUUGGAAGAUUCUCCAAGGUAAAAGGCCUUAUGUCUCUUUAUUAUCAAAUAUAGCUGUGCUUUUCACAGAGAUAAUUUUUAUCAGUUUUUAAAUAGUACACUUUAUGGUUUUUCUCAUGACACAUUUUGCACAUUAAUUUGUUCGACACAGCCUCUCCACACCUUAACCCCACAGUUAAUUUUGUCACUAUAAAUUUCCUAGAUACUUUUAGUUAAAGAAUUGAGUGCCCAGACAAAAUGGAGACACUGAACAAGUAUGAGGCCAAAGAAAACUGUGUGUUCUCUUGUGUUACGCCUGAGCAAAAUCUUAAUGGAGGAAGGCAACAGCAGGUUACUUUCAUCUUAAAUCAGAUAUUAAAUGUGAAUUAUGAGUAAGACUGUUAUUUUUAACAUCUGCAGCCUAAAUCCCAAAUGGUAAAUAAAGAGCAAUAUUUUGAUGUCACAGAUACCUACUCUAAAGAGCAUCUAGGCAACAUAUUAUUAGAAGCCAGAUGUCUGAUCUCACUAAGUAGGCUGAUUCAGAUUGGUCUGUCUGUGCUUCACAGUGAUUUUAGUGCCUCCUUCUUUGGGAAGGCUUGCCAUGCUUUAUGACCUGUGCAGCACAUACAGUCAUAUGCUGUAUGAUGAAGUAGAUGGCGUGUCUCAUUUGCACUCCUGAAUGCAAGACUGAAAGGUCUUCCUCCUCUAGGUGAGAUCAUGAAGCCAACAUGUCAUUUCCAGGCUGCUUUUUACUGACAUCUGUGUAUGCUGCACUUAACUUUUUCCAGUCUCUCUCACUGUGGACUACCAGGAGGGUAAUAUUGCACUGGAUGUUGUUUUGCAUGCAGUGUAUAUGUAUUUUUAUACCUUUGAUUUCAAUGGUAUUUUUAAUGGAAAUUAUUUUUAAUCCUAAUACUAUGGAUCAUAUUUUCAUUUUUUUAAAAUUAAUAUCGGUGCCUGCAACUAGAAAUCAAAAACUUCUACAUUUUUUUAAGCUUGAUGUUUAAGCUGAAGUAUUAACAGGUAUGCAAUUUUAUAGCGAAGUCCAAAAUCCACCUGUAAAUACCAGAUUUUUCCGUGAGGUUAUACAUCAGUCAAGACCCUUAGAAUUUGUAGUUGCAGCAUUUUUUCUCAACAACCUACUAUCCAUAUGACCCUGCUAUCUAUAAAAUACAUGUCUCAAAAGAGCUUUGAAUAGCUUUUUACAAACUCCUUAGUAGUAAGUCAUUAUUCUUUUAUUGUGCUGCAGUGUAUUUUUAAAAACCUGGCUUAAAAUUCCUGUGCUUAAAGUCAGACUUAUUCUCUCUUCCUCUGUUCAUAGUAACUCUGCCUCCCGUAUUUGUUCUAAGUUUCCAGAAUACAUAUUCACAGUAUUUUUCAUAAAAACAUAGGACAAAGAAAAAGGCACCAAAAAUGGUAUUUCAUAACUGCAGUUCAUACCCAUGUCAUGAUGUGCCAACAGUUUUUAUUUUUCCUAUCUUUGGUCAUUCCUUUGUUCCAUUGUUAGCAGUAUGUAGGGCUUUCUAGGAGGAAUAUACAUGGAAAAAAUUCUGUAAUAGAAGUUACUGAAAGAUGUCUAAUGUUUCAGUCUUCCAUUUAUGUGAGCAAAUAUUAAUACAAAGAUGCUAUUAAAUAAUUUCAGCCUAAAAUUUCUCAUAAGGUAGACAUGUUACAAAUUGCACAGGGAAUAUCUUCCAAGUUGUAAAUAUUUUAGUUUAAAUCUUCUACUUGUUUAAUUGCUGCUGGGAACACACAAAUUCAAUGUUGUUCUUCAGUUAAUAGUCUUUUUUAUUUUUAUCUUUAAGUGAAAAGCACAUAAUACUUUCUACUCUAGAAUAUAGACCUAAGACAAAAAGAUUUCCCUACCUUCAUUUCAGUAUUUGCCAAAUGGAAAAGACUCUGGUGUUAUGUAUGUAAAUUUUAGCUUCCUCUUACUGCUACAAUACUGUAAAAAUAUGAUUUUUAUAGUUACGGCUUUACAAGUACUAAGACUGUCGUGCUUCACAGUGAGGAUGGUGUCAAGUGGUGUUUGCAUUAUAUGGAUCUGAUGUUGCAUUAACUGCUGUUUAAAAACAAAUUGGCUCCUAUACUUUUAAAUAUUCAUCAGGAUCUGUGAUCAGAAGAGCACAACACAAGGUGAAAAAGCUCACAUUGGGGUGUUUUUUUUGGUUGUUUUGGGGGUUUUUUUAGUGGUGUGGAUAAUACUUUGGUACAACUACUACAGCUAAUAAACAACCUCCAGUAAUAUUCUUUUUGUACACUGUAAAGUGCCUAAUUGUGGGUGAUUCUGGUAGCCCUUGAAAUAGGGUUUGCUAUGAAAUUUUUUUUAAUACAUUUUUUGGCUUGUGUAAUGUCCAUGUGUGGUUUUGUGCUGUUACAUAUUGGAAACAAAAUAAGAUUUUGAAGAAAUAUUUUCCAUUCCUCUUACUUAAAUGGUAAUAUAACGAUUUUGCCCAUAUCUGACUGAUAAUUGAACACCCCUAAUUUAAAUUAACACGCCUCCCUCUGCCACCUCUGCAUUGUUUUCUUUAUGACUGAGGGGCAAGUAUUUACAAGAUUUGGAAUGGUUUGACUUACAAAGUUCUGUAGUGACACCUGCGUGUUAAUUGUAGCCCAGGCACGGGGGUGAUUUCAGACAGGUAAGUAGUUCUGCUUGGGCUUAGAAAGGCAACACUGAAGGUUGCUGAAUCCUUAUGGAUUUGGAGCAUAAAGAGUACCAAUUGUGAUACUGCUGACUGACACCAAGCUUCCAAAAGUUACACCUGGUAGAAUUUUGUAGAAUUCUGUUAGAGUAUUCAAUAGUGAAACCACCCUUACUUUAAAACUGCUUGUCCACCUUCAGGAAUUCAAGAGCUGAAGGUAGAACCUGACUGGUUCAGCAAGGACAUUAAAAAAGUGAGGAAACAACAGGCCCAUGCUCCUGAGUUAAUUAUACAUUCUGCAUGUGAAGUGCUUGUAAGUUGAGAUGGUGUUGCUGGUUCAAAUCUACCAAAGGAAGCCUUCUUCUGAGGAAGGCUGGUCACAGCAUGUUGAGCUUUUAGCUCUAAAAAGUGGCUGUAGAAAUCCGUACUGUAUAUAGUACACUGUUUGGGAAAACCUGGUACAGUAAGCUUGCUAAAUAUUUCCUUACGCUAUUUGUAAGAAGUUACAUUACAUUUUUUACUGUAGGGCAUUUAAGAAGCUAGUUUUGCCUUGCUCGUUUUAUAUUAAUAUGAAAAUAAUGAAUUGUCUUUAAAAUGCCUAAAUUUCUUUAACAACAGUAAAUAUCACAAAACUGAAGCAAGGUUAUACUUUCUUAUUCCCUAUUCAUUUUGCUGAAAUGUUAUAGUUUAACUCUGCUUUUAUAAUGCACACAUUAUUAAAAUGAAAUUUAUGUCUAUUAGUUGCUCAUGGUAAUACCACAGCAAAUCUAAGAGAAACUGUGAUAUCUGCUGUUUAUCAAGUGGCUCCAGCUUGCUUACCUUUGUAAAGCAUUAACCCGUGUUGGACAUACAAUGUCUAUUGCAGUACUGUUCCUAUAGUAUUUUAGUAUCCUUACAUGUACUCUGCAUGCCUUGCACUUGUGCAAUGUAAAGAAUUUUACAACCCCAUUAUUUUAUAUAGUAUUUCCCCUGUCCAAAAUAAGACAAUUUCUAAAGCCAAAGAUCAAUAAAUGUUUAUUGUCUACCAGUGUGCUUUUUUUCCUACUUUUCUGAUAUAUACUAGUCUUUUUCAGCUUGCAAAAUCUCCAAAGAGCAUGUAAUAACCAGACUUCAUAUCAUUCUACUAGUCUAAAUUGUUUACUUUUAGAAAUAAUUGAGUAGGCCAUUUAUUCCCCCCUUCUUUUGGGUGCAGCAGAAUAAAUACUUUUUGCAUCUAAAUGUAGGUAGUGUCUUAUUCAUGUGAACAGCAGUUUAAUCACAAGAGAUUUCAUAUGAGUGUUUUCAUUUUUGUGUAUUUCAGAAUUUAAAUUUUUGAGCGAUUUCUAGAGAAAGAUUGGCUGUGCACCAUGAUAAGUGGAGGAAAUUCGGGGUUUUACACUCAAAGGAUUUGUCGCCCUUCCUAGUAGGAAAUCACUUAGAAAGGGGUUGUGUUUGCUUUUUAUAAAAAGAAAUGUACAUGGUCUCUCCUAUUUGCUUUAUCUUAGUAGCACUAAGAAAGAGUAUACUUAAUAAUCUUAGUAAUUUUGUAACCAUCUUGAAUUUGAUUUUUGGAAUGUCAGAUUUGGUUAUGCAUGCAUUUUAUUUAGAUGUGUGCAACAAAUGCAGGUGAAUUAUGCCAAAAUUACUCAAACAGUUCCGUUGGUGUAAAAAAAAAAUCCUUAUGGAAACAUCCUUCUUUAGCCUAAACCCAAAGUGGUACCAAAGACCCCUUCAGCAAUAGCCAUCAGUUGUGUUACAGAAGCAAAGUGUGGCAUGGUGCUGAGAAGAGCCAGGCAUUGACAUUUGGGAUGGGGAUUUGAAAGUCUACAAGGCAUAUAAGCUGUGGGACCCUUCCUGAAAGUGUAACAAUGCUGAGGUUUAAAGUGAUGGUUAAGAGGAAAGAACAGAACUAUAGUGGGAGAUCUGCUUAUGUCUCAGAAGGCAGCUUAGCCUUCUGCUUUUUCCAUGCAGCCUGAAGCUUUAGGCUGCCUUUGGAAUCUACAAUCCCCUGGACUUUGCAGUAGAAAUGUUAAGCCCAAAAUACAACAGUGAAAGCCUUGGCAGUAUGCUUCUGGAAUAAAAGCAAGCCUUGGAUUUCAAGAGUCACAUGAAGUCUUGAUUUGAGUCCACCAGGUCCACACUGUGUAACUCAAAGGACUUAAAAGGUCUUCAGCUGACCUCUGCUCAUGUCGUGUGCAGACAUGCAUGAGUCAGUGUAGUUCCACAGGGAGUACUCAAUUUUUUGAAAUGUUUAUUUUAGCUGAGUAUGUGCAGUGGGAGUGGAAAGCCUGGAAAUAUCCUCCAGACAAUAGGAUAAGCAUCUAGCACCUGUCCUGUGCUGUCUGGUCUAGGUAGGCUGAGAAAAUGUUGAAGGUGUUGCUGAUUUGAUUUGGAUUUUAUGACAAAUUUUCAAAGAAUAUGCAACACAAUUAUUGUUGCUUGCAUUCUUAAUAGGCUAUUACCUGGUGGACUGUGAAAUGGACCAGAAAAUCCCUCUUUUAGAGGAAUAUUCAUGUUCCAUCUAAAUCCAUGUUAAAAGAAAGUAGUUUUUUUUAUAUAUAACUCUGGAGUUGAGAUGAGAGUUUUGCAUUCCAGGGGGUGCAGUACUGAUGAGUCUGAGGGAAGGCCAGCUUUUCAGUUCGUAUGUCUCUACUUAAAGCAGAUAGGAAAAUAAAGAAUUUUUCUCUCUGAAUUAUGAGCUUUACAAGCUACUUUCAGUGGUUCUGGAUAAUCAACCUCUCAUAUCCCUCUCAACUGUCAGAUUUUAAAGCAGCUUUUCAAUAAAUACAACAUUUGUAUGAUUUCCCAAAGUUGUCAUUUCUGUACAGAAAUAUACUGUGUAGAAUUUGUGCAUUGUCAGAAACUAAAAGAACCCAGACUCUCAGCUGGAGUUAGGUUGGUCUUCAAGCAUCAGCAAUGUCCAUUUGCUUCCCAUUCAUCUGGCUUAUAUUGUGAAUAGGACAAACCUUCAAGAUUUGGUCCUAUAAUCUGUUUUUUUCUUUGAGUGAAGUAUUGGUAUCAGCCUGAUAAGAAGAGUAGAAUACAAAAAUCUUCAGCCCUGACAUCUGUAUCUUUUCUGGAUUGCCAUUUCCUCUUUCUCCAUAGAGUGGGAUUUAGCUGUUGCUGCCAUUUCACAGACAUCAUGAGCUCACAGAAUUGGUAAAAGGGACAUAGGGAGGGACAUCAGCUGAGUUAUAUAUCAAGGAAUUUAGGCUGCGAUUUACAAAAUGAAAACAGUUGUUCUGGACAGGGAUUUGUUUUCCACAGGAAACUACGAUGUGCUUAUCUGUCAUUUCAAUGCAUGCUGCUAGACAUUCUUAUGAGGAAUAAGUGUUACUGAAAAACACAAGGGCCAAGCUGAUCAUAUUGUGUACUGCAGAACAAGUGGACUGAUGCUGUAAAAUCGCAGGAUGAGGUGGUGUGUAUUGUUUUUCAUGUGAGAACCUGGGAAAACUACGGCACCAGGGAUCAACAAAUAAACUACUAUUUAAUCAAUUUCUAUUCUUAGGCUUGGAAUUUUGGAACUUUUGGAUUGGCACCACUGUGGCUGGUUUGCCACACUAAAGGCACAAAUCUAAUUCUUUAAAACAGACUGUGCAUUGUCACUUUUUUUAUACUGCAUUGCUUUUAAUGCUUUCAAAAUGUUUUAGUGGUAAAAGAUCUUAAAAUUUUGCUGGCAUCUAGUAAAAAAGUAAUAUAAAAUUGAAAAUAAAUAUAAAGUAAGGUAACACAAAAGUUUUGCUCUGUCUAAAGACUGCUAUCUUAAAAGGCAACCAUCCUGUGAAAAUCCAUUUUCUAAAUGCUGCUGAAUUCUCCUCCAUUGACCACAGUUUUUAGCUGAGGAGUGUUUCUUUCAGUGGAGCAACUUCCAAAUGUGUCAGACACGGUGGGCAGGCAGCCCAGGCACAUGCUUACCAUUUCUCUUUGCAUCCUAUAUACCUUGGUCGUCCUCUCCCACAAAAAGGUCCACCAGGCACAAAUGCUCCUACAUGAAUCUGUAAUUACAGAUUUGCAAAACUAUUACUCACCCUGUGUAUACUCAUACAAAAUAGUACUGUGUUUAUGGUCUUUUCAUACCCCCCCUUAUGCUACCCCCCCCCCCCCCAAGAUAAUCACCUCUCAUGUGCUAAUUAGGCAGCCUUAUUUAUGUAAAUCACAAUUAACUUGUUUUGCAACAACUUUGCAGCUCUGAUUCUUACCUGGAUAUUUGAAAAUUCUCAGCUCCUUUUAGACAGUACUAAUUGCAAAACAAUUGUUUCCCAUUUUUUUGUAUGUAUAUGUGUUUUUAUUUUUAUUAAGUGUAGUACUUACCACUUUGUUAUGUUUCUUUUUAAAGAAAUACUAAUUUUAGACCAUUUCUCCAAUGCACCAAAGUUACUUCAAACUAAUUUUA
Molecule: messenger RNA, 12849 nt
Organism: Onychostruthus taczanowskii (white-rumped snowfinch)
Lineage: Eukaryota; Metazoa; Chordata; Aves; Passeriformes; Passeridae
Gene: TMEM161B
Product: transmembrane protein 161B
Exons: 12
Coding region: 115-1575 (486 amino acids)
Source: RefSeq, a predicted model, not a curated record